UCGUGGCUCGCCUUCGAUUGCACACACAGCUAGGAGUUUCGUUUCGUAUACAUUGUCCAUCACUAUAGUCACAUGGUUUCUUGCAAACCCACCUGUUUUAAAACAAGCUAAUAAGGAUUUUGGUAAUUAAUCUGGAAGACAAUUAUCAAAACAAAAGCAUGGAUUACACGAAAAUACUUCUGGAAAUUAUUGUAUUCAUGCUUCUUCCGCAAGGUGUAUGGUGCUAUGACAAGGCGCUGCUGGGGAUAAUCGCGUCCUCUGUUGUAGCCGGUGUCUUCUUCAUCCUUAUAGUUGUCAUGGCCAUCCUGGUCACCAUUUGGGAGGAUAUCGAGAUAGCGAAAGGAAAGGUCAAGAUUCCCCGACAUAGAUACAAUCGCUUCCGAGUCCACACUCCGGACAGUUCGAUUUCUACGGACCACACUAUAGAGAUGACCGGUGUACCAAUUUGGGCUGGGGUUCCGCCACCAGCUUGGAGAGAGGCAGAAUCCAUCCCAAUCCCAAGUGACCAUAGCCAUGCAGAAGACCAGGUGGAAAGAGAAUUUUAUUUCACGCAAAGAACGUCUGGUGAAUCGCAACACGAUCCCGCCGUGAUCAUAUCGGAACCCAGCGAGGACCACGGCCAUCAGACCGGAUACGAUUACCGUGGGUCCUCAAAACGAACUUCCAGUUCCACAAAUAGGCUUUCUGCAUCGACAAAUCGUCAUUCUGGUUCAACUCAUAGGGUCUCUGGCGCUACCGCGAAUACCACACUCCCAUCGAGUGCCAGAAAUAAUCACGGAGCAUACUCGGCUGCACGACUGUCCAAUUCAAAUUUGUCACGUGCACACUCAGAAGUACUUUUGGUUCCCGGAAGUGAAAUGAUGAUGGACAGCCAUCACACUGGCUCCAUAGCAACUCUGGAUCGUAUGACAGAAACACAUGAAAAAGUUACGUCAUUCUGAUUUGGAAGUUCCUCCGGAAAACUUGACGGAAUACGUUUUGUCUCUUGUAAUCUCCCUCAUUAGGGAGCAGUGCUACAAAUUACACAUACAAUGUAUAUAACAUCCUACUGGAAAGUGUUUCCAAUGACUAUCGGAAGGUAUCGACAUGACAAAAAGCAUUGUCAUAUGAACGCUUUUGAUAUUGCUAUGCGACAAUGUCUCCAUAAAAUUAGGAACAAACAUUUGUUUUUCUGGAUAAAUCAGGAAUUGAAAAUUGAAAAUGGUUCGAUUUCCGAAAGCAAAUGUCCAGAAGGUGAAUAUUUAGACUGCGUCCUGAUCAAAGAGUUUCCCCAGUUUUUAGAAUCAGGAAUUACCAUUUUACUGGUUACUAUCGACUUACAGAGCCGCCCCAAACGAAUCGGAUUUCCAUGUAGGCGGUGUCCCUCCAAUAUUUAAUGUACCGAUAAACAGCGUCAACACCCGACCAGAUUUACCGAACAUGAGGUGAAGUGUUAACUUGGUAACCACCACUAUCCAACAUGAUGGACGUCAACAAUUGUGGUAACAAUCCAAAGACAGAUUCGACAUCUCAAACUUUGUCGUGAUUUGGCGACAGAAAUGUGAUGACUAUGAUGUGUUAGACACAGACGAGUCCUGAUGUUACAGAUGAGUCCGGAUGUUACACUUGACGGAGGUUCGGAUUUAACAAAAUUCCACUGUAAACAGUAUUUGGAUGAAUUAUUGUCGAAAUGAUUAUCAGUGCUAAGAAAACAACGCGUACCUGUGGGGAUCACCAAAGGAUCGGCGAUUCUACAGCCCAAAUAUAGAUCCCCAUAUGCAUGGUGGUGGACUUGUGGUCGUUGUUGUCUUGUUACGUUGUGGAUGGUUAGCUGAUAACUUUAAUACGUCACAGGAGCAAAUGAUGACCGAUUGGUAUCGAG
Messenger RNA from Pecten maximus, 1861 nucleotides. RefSeq lists its product as uncharacterized. Bases 159 to 941 code for a protein of 260 amino acids. Lineage: Eukaryota; Metazoa; Mollusca; Bivalvia; Pectinida; Pectinidae. The record is from RefSeq and is a predicted model, not a curated record. The transcript has 7 exons.